AAAAGUGAAGUUUCGUCUGCACGCAUCGGACGCGUGCGCGAGAGCGGCCCGCUCGGGAAAUUUUGAUUGGGCACUUCGAAGUUUGUGACUUUUUUUGGUCUCAGCCGGGUUCUUGAAGCCAGAUAUUUUGGAUGCCUAUGCGGGAUUCGAUCCCGGAACAAUGAGUUGCGCCGAUGUCAUGUACCAACCUUAUUCGCCAUAUUUCCCGUACCACCAAAGGUCCCAGGUAGCGGUAUCGUCGACAGGAGGGGUCGGACCCCUGACACCGGUACCGACACAAGCCACUACCGACUACAGAAAAUUUGCUGUUGUCAAGUCGCACACCGAUACAAGCCCGAGCAGCCUCGAACAGACACCGGCGGGAUCGCCGAUUGAUUGCCGACCGCUCCCGGCUACAGCCUCUGCGGCAGCCGUCCGAACUCCGAGCGCGAGCGCCUCAGUAGCUGCCCCGACUGAGGAGAAAGAGAAGGCGGAGGCCCAAUACCUAUCUGCCAACUGCGUGCUUUUCACGUACUAUAGUGGGGACAUUUCUUCGGUAGUUGACGAACAUUUUGCACGGGCUCUCAGCCAAGCUACUAGCUACUCAGCGCCUGAAGCUACGACGGCCAAAGGACUACAGACGAAAGAUGGUCCUCCAAUGUCACACAGAAAUUUUCCUCCAUCAUUUUGGAACAGCAACUACCAACCAAUGCCAAAUUCUAACAUCAGUAGCAUGGGUCCAGGCGGCCUUGGAGCACUGCCACCCGAUCUGACUUACGGAGGUGAUCCCUACCAUCACCAUCCUGGAACGCUCCAUGCCACAUUACAUCACCAGAAUGACCCGUGGCACUACACAUUGACUGGACAACCAGGACAUUUCGGACACCACAGGUCACACGAGUUGACAUCAUACCACCCUGGGAUGUCCACGGUGACCGGGGCAUCAAGGUUUACUCCACAGUAUGGAUCCCUGUUGCUGCAACCGACGGUCCGGUCGGCGGCGCGCCUGGGGUCUGCGGCAGCGGCUUGUGCUAGUCUCGAAAAAUCUGCUGCGGAAGGUUGGGGAUCGACGAGGUACGACCCCAUUGGACACAUGGAUUCCAAUUACGGCGCCGCUUAUGGCACCAUGACUCCAAUGCCAGGUUUGGAAGGUCAACCUCAAGAGAGCAAAGACCUCUACUGGUUCUAAGGAGCUGAACAGUGAUAUUUUUUCUUUCAAAAGACACAAGUAUUACCACUCCAAGAAUGGCAGAACAAAUAGAAAGGAGAUGGCUAGAAUCUAGGUGCACAGUUUAAUAUUGUAAAUUCUGUGAAAGCAAAUUACGCAGCAGUAUUAAAACGAAUAGUUUUUUAAUCGUAAAAGCAAUAAAAUAAAACGAUUAUACAGUAUUAAUUCAGCAGAGUUAAUGUAAAUAAUUCAUGUGGAUAUCAAAUAAUGCAACUUUGACAAAAAAUACAUUGAGUUUUUUUCCAUUAAAAAAAUAUUCUAUCUUUUUUUAAUAAUGUACAGUUUCAAUUUAGUGAAUGAAAUGUUUUUUAAUUUGAUAAACAACCGAUUAACAAGGUAGAGCUAUAUUUUCUGAAUUUUUUGUCCUUCAUGUUAUGUUUAUAGGGAAAGAAAGAAGAAAUAGUAAGAAAAGUCAGCUAAAGAAAUGUUGUUGUCAUUUAUAAUUAAAUAAACUAUAAAUUAUCAACAAAAAAAUGGAAAUAUUUUGCUUUCAUAAAAACU
Molecule: messenger RNA, 1708 nt
Organism: Stegodyphus dumicola
Lineage: Eukaryota; Metazoa; Arthropoda; Arachnida; Araneae; Eresidae
Gene: vg
Product: transcription factor vestigial
Biological process (GO): regulation of DNA-templated transcription
Cellular component (GO): nucleus
Source: RefSeq, a predicted model, not a curated record